Molecule: messenger RNA, 576 nt
Organism: Epithele typhae
Lineage: Eukaryota; Fungi; Basidiomycota; Agaricomycetes; Polyporales; Epitheliaceae
Product: supernatant protein factor C-terminal domain-containing protein
Exons: 6
Coding region: 1-576 (191 amino acids)
Biological process (GO): Golgi organization; intracellular protein transport; endoplasmic reticulum to Golgi vesicle-mediated transport
Cellular component (GO): endoplasmic reticulum-Golgi intermediate compartment; endoplasmic reticulum; Golgi apparatus
Source: RefSeq, a predicted model, not a curated record
AUGUGGCUCGCCGUUCUCCUAGUUUUCCCUCUCCUGGUCUCAGGGCACAUGAUCGAGGUGUCUGCCGGCAAGAAGGAGUGUUUCUUCGAGGACCUCCAUGUCAACGACAAAAUGACAGUGACCUACCAAGUGGGCGGUGGAGGGCACUUGGACAUCGACUUCUGGCUCGCGGACCCGGGCAACACCGCGCUCGCAAAGCACAUCAAGCAGUCCCAAGGCACCGCCGCGAUCACCGCCAAAAAGGACGGCCGCUACGAGUACUGCUUCUCGAACCACAUGUCGACGGUCAUCGACAAGAUGGUCAGCUUCAACGUGCACGGAGUCAUCUAUGUCGACGACGAAGACAUCGUCUCGCCCAUCGAACGCGAGAUCCGCACGCUCUCUCACGGCCUGGCGUCCGUCAAGGACGAGCAGGAGUACAUCGUGGUCCGCGAACGGACGCACCGCAACACCGCCGAGUCCUCGAACGACCGCGUGAAGUGGUGGUCCAUUCUGCAGGUGCUGGUGCUGUUCGCCGUGGUGGCCUGGCAGGUGUACUAUCUCAAGUCCUUCUUCGAGGUCAAACGGGCGUUCUAG